CAUGUUUGUUGAAGGUGCGACAAGCUCGAUCCGCGAACACAACCGUUGCAUCCUUCGUUCCGCAACUUCCACCCGGCGCAACAUGCGCUGGCUCGUGCCAUAGCCUUCCGCCAUUAUCGCAUUGGCAUACUCUAAAGAUUGCCCGAGAUGACAUCCCUAUCGCUGCCUCUGCAGCUGCUCGUCCUCAUCGCGGCGUUCCUGAUCGUGUCAGCACUCGCUGAUGGCCACGAGAACUCGCUGCCGUCGUACCACUACGGUGCCCCAAUCCGCGUUGAAUGCAUGAAUCGGAGCUCAGAAACGGGCGAGCACAUCGAAAACGCAGCGCACGAGAUCCAAUGGAUCCCCUUCCCCAUCUGCAACGAGACGAACCAGCCUCUCGAGUUCCACUACGGCAUCGAGGGCGAACAGAACUGCACCAUCGCCAUGGUCAGCGACCCUUUCUUCCACCUGCUCGAGUUUUACAUCCACAGCGACGCCCCGCUUUCCUGCCGCCUGCCCUCGCGCCCGCCCCCGCACAUCGAGGUCGUCGGCGAGAACCCCCCCGAGCAAGAGUACAUCCCCCUGGUCUUUGCGCUGGCCGGCACCCUGCAGCUGAGCCACAUGCACAUCAGCACCCACAUGAACGUGCUGCUGCACAGCACGCCCAAGCACCACGUCCACCCGCGCGACAGCGGCGUCCUCGACAGCGCCACCGCCUACAGCACGAGCCCGCUCACCCACAUGGAAGGGGGCGCCACGCGCCGCCUCGUCAUUGGUGACCCGCUUCCGCUGAGCUUCAGCGUGCGCUGGUUCCCGACGCCCGCCCUGCCCAAAGUCGGGGGCAAGGUCGAGUGGUCGGGCAUGGGCGGGCACGUCUACGCCAGCACCGUCUUCUACAGCUUGGUUUCGUUCUGCGCCGGCGCCGUCGUGUCGGCCGUGUACUUCUUUGGCUCUGUGCUGCCGAGGCGGCUCAGGGGGCGGGGUCUCGGCGGCGCCACGCCUCUGGGAUAUGGUCUGAACGGCGUGGGCAAUGGCUGGGGAUAUCAGAAGAGGGCGGUCGACUAGGGGUGCGGGCCAUAAUCAAGAUGAGCGGCGAACAUGGUCUAGCGUCGUUUGUGGUUUGGGAUAAGAGAGCUGUAAAAUAAGAAAGAUACCACGGCGUUUGGGGGUCACUUUCAACAAAGAAUAAUAGUCGCUCUGGAACCGAAACCCUCCCGUUCUACACAAACCGCCAUAGCGGUCCAGACAGGCAACUUGCCACAGAUCAACCCCAGGCUAGGUGGACGGACUCUACAGCGACUUUCUGACCGCUCCGACAGCAUCGGCGGCCU
This is a messenger RNA of Parathielavia appendiculata, 1310 nucleotides long. RefSeq lists its product as uncharacterized. The record is from RefSeq and is a predicted model, not a curated record. The coding region runs from base 148 to 1044 and encodes 298 amino acids. The transcript is spliced from 2 exons. Lineage: Eukaryota; Fungi; Ascomycota; Sordariomycetes; Sordariales; Chaetomiaceae.